AUGAGCGACUCCACAGAGCACCAUGAAAUUACCAAGUUGGUUCAGCAGCACGGAGCAGUGCCUCCGCCCUGGUUCAUGUUUCCAAACGUCCAUCCAUACGACAUAUGCUGGCGCAUGGGUGAUGGAGAAUCUUACAUAAUGCUCUAUACCACUUGGUGGGAACAAGAAAAAGAACAACUCGACGAAAAAAAGCGAAUUGAGUAUUUCCGCAAAUGGCCGCCUCCGCCAGAGUGGCUUACUUGGAUGAUAGAGGCAAUCUGGGAUCUUGACCCUCAGGACUAUGAGGAUGAAGAUAAUUACAAGCCAUACUUUAGGCGAACCGAAGCGCUUGGUUUUGGAUCUGAGGAUGAUUACAAGAACGCUAUGCGGGAUGCCGUAGAGGAAAUGGAAUAG
Molecule: messenger RNA, 393 nt
Organism: Fusarium sp. VM40
Lineage: Eukaryota; Fungi; Ascomycota; Sordariomycetes; Hypocreales; Nectriaceae
Source: the annotation of a GenBank genome assembly